AUGUUCGGAAGUCGUCGGUGGCGGUUUAACGCCUCUUCGGUCUCUGCGUGCAUUUUAAGAGGAUCCUUGAACUAUGCCACUGUUAUGGGAAUCAUCUGCUUCCGCGUCAACAGAAUUGGAAGUGAUAAUCGCUUGGUGGCCAAGAAUCGAAAGUGGUACAAAUGGUUCUGCCUGAUUUCAAGGAUUGUCAUGUGUGGCCUCUACAUUCAAAUAUAUAGAAAUUUUAUGCAUGUGCUCAAUGCAUCUCAUUAUACGAUAAUCCUUAUCUUUCGUGUAUGUAUCUAUAUAGCCUGUGCCGUCUUCACCCUGGUUAUACAGUUUUGGUACGGAGAACGAGUUGUUGAUUUGGUCAACAGAUUCCUGAGGCUUUUUCAAAGGAUACACGCACUUCCAGGAUGUCAAGAUGUUGGCUUUGGCGACAAAUGGGUUCUGAUCCUGCUGCUCUUAAAGGUGAUCAGUCGCAUAUAUGAAAGUUGCUACUUGAUCCCAGUGAUGAUGCCAUUAUUGGAUUCUUAUCAUAUUUCCACCACGAUUUGCGAUUUCUAUAAUACUGUCAAUGCGUCUAUAAUAUUGCAUUUCACCUUUGUUGCAUACCUCAGCAUAGGCACCGCUUAUGACCAGGUCAACAGCUUUGUGCGACACGAACUGCGACAGCAGCUUUGUGAACUAAACUCCAGCCACGGCUUCUCAGUUAGCCGGAGGAAGCUAAAGGCCGUUGGUCACUGCCUCGACGAGUGCCUGGCCAUCUACGAUGAGAUUGCCCAAUUGGGAAACGCCUAUCACAGACUAUUUGAGUUUCCAUUAUGUAUUUUUCUAUCCUAUGGGUUUCUAAGCUUGGCGACAAUUGCUUUCAUCAUCACGUUAAAUUUAGCUGAAGGCAUCCGCCUAUGGCUACUAACGAUUCAAAUAUUAUUGGAUAUUCUAUUGCUGACUACAGCGGUUCACAUUGCAAGCAGCAACUCGAGGAAUGUUCAACGUCUCAGUUUGGAAAAUUACUAUGUCAGCGUUCAUAAAGAUUGGCAUAUGAAGCUGGAAAUGUUUUUAUGCCGUUUGAAUUAUAACGAAUUUCGAGUACGUCCUUUGGGUCUAUUCGAAGUAUCCAAUCAGCUGAUAUUGGUCUUUCUGUCCGCCUUAGCUACCUAUCUCACCUAUAUAAUACAGGUGCAGGAUAUGUACUAG
Messenger RNA from Drosophila mojavensis, 1179 nucleotides. Its product is annotated as putative gustatory receptor 93c. The coding region runs from base 1 to 1179 and encodes 392 amino acids. The transcript is spliced from 3 exons. Gene Ontology annotation, biological process: sensory perception of taste. NCBI's taxonomy places the organism in Eukaryota, Metazoa, Arthropoda, Insecta, Diptera, Drosophilidae. The record is from RefSeq and is a predicted model, not a curated record. Gene Ontology annotation, cellular component: membrane.